AUGUACUACUUCUUUCAACAACCAAGUGUUCAUUUUACUAUUGAAUUUGCACCACCACAGAGAUACAAUAACUUUUGGUACAACGGUUUAGGUUCCCAAAUCCAACAAAAUCAAUUUUAUCAAAUGCCACAUCACUUUAAUUCUUUUAAUUCAUAUAGGGCACAAAUUGGUUUAGGAAACCAAAGGGACGAUGAGAUAAAACACAAACAUCAUAUUUUCCCUCGACAAUUCAAAGAAUGGUUUUCUCAAAAAGGUAUAAAUAUAGACGAUCACUGUAUUUUAGUAACUAGAUACGAUCAUUUUAAUCUUAUACAUGGAAGAGGUGGAUGGAAUUUAAAAUGGGGGAUAUUUAUAAUGAAGAUGAUUCUUAAUGAUAUUAAGUCAUCAGUUUAUUGUGUUUGUGAAGAUAAUUAA
Dictyostelium purpureum is the source of this 414-nucleotide messenger RNA. RefSeq lists its product as uncharacterized. NCBI's taxonomy places the organism in Eukaryota, Evosea, Eumycetozoa, Dictyosteliales, Dictyosteliaceae. The transcript has 4 exons. Bases 1 to 414 code for a protein of 137 amino acids. The record is from RefSeq and is a predicted model, not a curated record.